Molecule: messenger RNA, 324 nt
Organism: Pochonia chlamydosporia 170
Lineage: Eukaryota; Fungi; Ascomycota; Sordariomycetes; Hypocreales; Clavicipitaceae
Exons: 1
Coding region: 1-324 (107 amino acids)
Source: RefSeq, a predicted model, not a curated record
AUGAACAUUAUUAUGCCGCGAAUGUAUGAUUUCAAGGCAGCAGGAGCCAACCCGCCUGGCUCAAGUACACACCAUUCUUAUGCCACCACCAUUGACCAUAAUACUCUGUGGAUCCGCCUUUCGUGGCACCGUAGCUACGUUCCGACCUUGUUCUUCAGAGCUGCAUGCAUCUAUCUCCAGGAUCUUCUAACUCGUUUGUUGUUGUGUGUGGCAACAUAUCAGUCAGUGCUCCGUCAGUGUUGGGAAGGCAUUUGCGCUGCCUUGAUGUUAGGUCACAAUGGUGCGGCAGGUGAUCCGACAUGUAGUACGCAUGAGGCGCUGUGA